AGAGAGGCAUCUUCACAUUCUUUCAUCAUGUUCUUUAAGCUACUUUAAUUAAAGAUUAAUGAAAGAAGAAAGGAAUUACGAAUAUGAUUAUCCCAUUGAAUUGCUGAUAACAAUAUAAUCUCUUUUCGUCUAGACUAAAUGCCCCAAACAUUUGUGAAGAGCUCAAGUUCCAACAAGGAUCUCUAGCCAGCAAAUUUGGAGCUUUAGAUAAAGAGGAAUGUCAUCAACAACGAGGGAAAGUUCAAGAGCUGUAAGAGAGGCUUCUUGCAAUGGGAUUGUACGCCGGAUGGUGAGUCUGCCUCGGAGUAUUAUCGGAGGAUUUUCAAGAGUAAUGGGUCAUAGUAUAGGUCGAAUAGGAAUAGGAUCAGGAAGAAGAGAUCAUAAUCUAGCAUUAGACUUUCAACUGCAAACUCCACAAGAACCCCUAAUUGUACCAGAAGAGUGGACCUUUCUAGACACUUUUGAGCAGCAAUAUGGCUCCACUCAUCCUUUCUUCUAUGCUUGCCAUUUCAUGGAUGCUUUAAAGAUAGCAGAGAAUGAGCACAAGUUUGUGUUCUUGUAUCUCCACUCGCCCCACCACCCUUUCACUCCCUCUUUCUGUAGGGAGACUCUAUGUUCAGAAUUAGUGGUACAGUUUCUUGAUGCAAACUUUGUUUGCUGGGGAGCACUUGCAGAUAAAGGAGAAGGUUUGCAGAUGGCUGCAACCUUGCAACCUCCGAGCUUUCCGUGCUGCGCGGUAGUGGCUCCGGCUGCUGGUAAUAACUUAGCAGUGCUGCAAAUGAUGGAAGGGCCAAUUUCCCCAGCAGAGUUGGUGGAGAUUCUGCAGAGGACAGUAGAGGAACAAGGAUCAGCCUUUGGCAAUCCAAGAGCAAACCAAGAGGAGAAGAUUAGAGCAAAGGCCAAGGAAGAAGAGAAGAUAAGAGCAGAUCGUCAACUUAGAGAAGAACAAGACGCAGCUUAUCUUACAGCUCUGAAGAUAGAUAAGGAGAAGGAAAAAUCCAAGAACUUGCCUCCAGAGCAAAAGACUCAGGGACCAAUUCAUACUUUCCCUUCAAAUAAAGUAGAUUAUGAGAAGCCUCGGCGCAAUCAAACACAGAAGCAAUACUACGGUAAAGCCAAAGAAGCUCCCACUAUUAGAGAAACUCAAUUUAAAGAAACUGCUACUCGGUCUAAGGAUCCUCAAUUAUCACAGAUUUUGAUACGGUUUCCGAACGGUGAAAGAAGAGAACAGAGUUUCUUCUGCUCAGAUAAGGUCCAGUCAAUCUACAAAUACAUUGAUUCAUUAGGCCUGCCUGGCAUUGUCAACUAUAGAUUGAUAUCAAGCUUCCCCAGAAGAAUCUAUGGUGUCGAUCAGAUGGGAAUGACACUUAAGGAUGCUGGACUCCACCCUAAAGCAACCCUUUUCCUAGAGCUUCUGUAGUACAAGUUCUUGCACACCUGUAUGGAAAUGACAAAAUAAUUAAAACUUGUUUAGCAAUAAUUAGCAUCCCAUUUAUGUCAUAUAUCUUGCUUUUUAAUCUAAAGGAUUUGCGUUAUCAUCCGAAGGAAA
This is a messenger RNA of Hevea brasiliensis (rubber tree), 1549 nucleotides long. Its product is annotated as plant UBX domain-containing protein 10. The transcript has 4 exons. Gene Ontology annotation, cellular component: endoplasmic reticulum. Gene Ontology annotation, molecular function: ubiquitin binding. NCBI's taxonomy places the organism in Eukaryota, Viridiplantae, Streptophyta, Magnoliopsida, Malpighiales, Euphorbiaceae. Bases 218 to 1420 code for a protein of 400 amino acids. The record is from RefSeq and is a predicted model, not a curated record.